GCGUGCGCCCGGAGACGGCACAGACCGUGGCGGGGGUGACGGGAGAGAGGAGGACACCGACACCGACAGUCGGCAGCGUCGCUCGGAUGGUGUUGUUGUUGCUCCGGACGCGGCGACGAUGCGGCCACACUGCUGGGUGAUGGUAGCGCUGGCGGGGAUCAUGUCGUACUUCAGCCCGGAGAGAGCCCUCGGAGCCCCGCAGAGGGAAGUUUCUCAGACCAGGGCUGCAUCCCUCUCUCCUCCACCCUACGUCGUCAUCCUCAUCUCUUGCUCGGGGCUCGUCUCUUUUGUCCUGCUGCUCUUGACCUGCCUGUGCUGUAAGAGAGGAGGAGUGGGGUUCAAUGAGUUUGACAAUGCAGACGGGGAGGAGUGCUCUGGAGGCUCCAGUCCCAUCCAGGAGGACAGCCUGUCGUCGUGUCCCUCGCUCCCUGAGGUCUACACCUUACCAGUCAGAGACAGGCCCAACUGCCCCGCCCUGCAGGAUGGAGCAGACUCCAAGUCUCAGUGCUUCAAAAGACACACUCUAAACUAUCUCCAGGAGAUAGGAAAUGGCUGGUUCGGAAAGGUGAUCCUGGCUGAAGUGCUGUGCGACUGCAGCUCCUCUCAGGCCGUGGUGAAGGAGCUGCGUGUCAGCGCCAGCCCUCUGGAGCAGAGGAAGUUCUUGGCCGAGUCUGAGCCGUACAGGAGCCUUAAACAUCCGAACAUCCUCCAGUGUUUGGGGCAGUGCAGUGAGAGCAUCCCCUUCCUCCUGGUGAUGGAGUUCUGUCAGCUGGGCGACCUGAAGAGGUAUCUGAGAGCCCAGCGUAAGUCAGACGGGAUGACCCCUGACCUGCCGACUCGGGACCUCUUGACUCUUCAGAGAAUGGCUUUUGAGAUCACCUCUGGUCUGCUGCACCUCCAUGAAAACAACUACAUCCACAGCGAUCUGGCUUUAAGAAACUGCCUGCUGACCUCCGACCUCACUGUUAGAAUAGGUGACUACGGCCUUUCACACAACCAUUAUAAGGAGGACUAUUACCUGACUCCAGACAAGCUGUGGAUCCCACUGCGCUGGAUCGCUCCGGAGCUGCUGGAGGAGUACAGAGGAUCUCUCAUCGUCACCGACCAAACCAAGACCAGCAAUGUGUGGUCGUUGGGGGUGGUUAUAUGGGAGCUGUUUGAGUUUGGCUCUCAGCCACACAGACACCUGAGCGACGAAGAGGUGCUGACCUUCGUCAUUAGGGAGAGACAGAUCACCCUGGCCCAGCCCAGACUCAAACUGUCCCACGCAGACUACUGGUAUGAGAUCAUGCAGUCCUGCUGGCUACCUCCGUCUCAACGCCCUUCUGUAGCAGAGGUGUUCCUCCUCCUCUCCUCCCUCCUGGCCGCUGAGCGAGGAAUGGCGAGGGGGAGUGUCGGGGAGGAAGACGAAGAGGACGAGGAGUAUGAGGAGGGCAGAGGAAGGAGAGGGGAGAGCGACGAGUCGUUUGAAAGACGAUGGGACUUACUCCGUCCCCCUGCUUUCCAGACUGCAGCCCAGGAGCGGCAGAGAGAGAGAGAGUACGGCAGAGAGGACAGAGACCACUCUUACCCCCUGCUGGACCCCGUGGGGAACUGUAUCACCCCGUCCUCGUCUGAACUCGACGACAUCCUGACAGUCACUGAAACCAGCAAAGGCUUGAACUUUGAGUAUUUCUGGGAAAAAGCUCAUGCCAGACGAGGCUACAAACCUCUCCCUCCUCCUCAGCCAAUCCCAACUGUGAACAAUAACCACAGGCAGUCUUUGGACACCCCCACUGUGGUCCCGGUGAUAAGCGCCCGCAGCCCCUCCCUCGCCAGCGAGUACUACAUCAGAUUAGAGGAGCACACUCCGCAGGAUAAGUCGCCGACUCUUAAAGGGAAGACCCAGUCGUCUUUCCGUUCCAACUCGAUCUGCCCUGGCGACAUGGAGCUGGUGGAGAUUCGCAGUGGAAUGCUGGGAAAAGAGCGAGUCCCUUAUUGUGGUUCUGACAAGUGCGGAAAGGGCCUCCAGACCGUCAGAUCAAGCGAGGUUCAGCUCCAGGUGCCGAACACAGGCGUGGCUGAGUUCAGAGACACUUCGAGCAGAGUGACUGACUUCUCAGUCGUCGAUUUAGGGGACGAUGAUGAAGACGAGAAGAGGAGGGGUAGUGAGGCAGAUAAAAAAUCCUCCAUGAGUUCUCAAGCCCCGGUCCUUCCUCCCAAGCCUCGCUCCAUGUCCAUGUUGUCAGCCAACCACCUUCACUCACGCCCCCUCCCCGCCCCUCCACUCGGGUACAGAGGACUGCCUCACUACACCAUCGGUGGGAAAAUCGAAACAGACCCCCAUCACAUGAGCAGCUGUCCACCUUCUACUUUUGAUCACCUGGGGCUCCAUCGGUCCCGACAGACUCUACCCCCAUCCCCGUCCCUCUCCCCCUCCCUGCCCCCAUCCAGCCAUCCCAUUUACCCCCAACCUCCUCAAAUGUGUCCCCCGCCCCUCCCUCCCCACUCCAAACCACAAAGAAGCUGCCCCAGCUACAGCACAGCGGACACUUAUUCUCGAUACGCUAAGCCGCAGAUGCAGAGAUCCAAUAGAGACCCACUAUCCUGUGACCUGUCUGAAAGAGAGGGUGGUAGCAGGCACUUAACGUCGUUGCACAACUCCAGGGAGACUUCUCAUUCUCGCGCAAAAGACUUUGACUCUCCCAUUCGUCGAGAAAACCCAUUGCGCCCAAUUUAUCGAAAUUUACCCCGCCCUCAGCCCACGAACCCCGAGCUUGACAGACAGUCUUCAUCCAGUCCCACCUACUCAGACGAAGACGACUCUCCCUUCAUGUCCCCUGAGAGAAACGGCAGUGGGACUACUGUCACUCACUCCAGCCUAUCUGAAGAUGCAGACCCAGCCUGUGCCGAGCUCUUCUCCCGGGGGAUGAAAAGGACUCAGUCACGCCUUGACACCAUCCUUCCCGCCAUUUGGAGGGAAGAUGCUGAACUUCAUGCAGAACGUGUGGCAGCUGCCAAGAAAUCCCCCAUGCACCUGUUUCUGACUGAGAUAUCUAGUGUGACUGAGUCUACUGAGUCCAAGUCAGAGGGAUCAUGGGAGCAAGAGAAGGAAGAGAAAAGAGAUGGAGAGAGAUGGGGGAACUUUGUGCUGCCAAACAGAGGGAUGCGCCGCUCCCAGUCACUGAUAACAGAGCUGGGGUCAGCCGGACAGUCGUGGGGGCCGGAGAAACGCACCAACAGGACAGGAGCUGAGGAGGAUGAAACAGUGAAGAAAGAAUCAUUCCAGAGGGAUCUUUUCCUCACAGAGAUCGACACAGGAGGGAUGGACACAGAUCCAGAGGGAGGAUCAGAAAUGGAUCCAGUAAAAUAUCUCUAUCCCUCAGGAUCCAGAUUGCGGCCCUAUGUCUGCGCUCCAGGCCUCCCCUCGUACACCGAGGCUGAGGAAGCCUAUUCAAAGGGCAUACGGAGAUCCCGCUCCCUCCUCUCUGAGAUCACCAUCGGGAGGCAGGAGUCUGACCUGCAGCAGACUGAGAAGGAGCCUCGGAGAACAGAAAUGACCAGAGAGGAGUUCCUGAAGGAGAUCCAAUCAGCAGAGACCUUUUUGACUGAAAUCAUAUCGAGACAAAAUGCUACCGCAAACAAAAAGGAAGCAGACUCAUCGUACUCCCCCACGCCGAUGUCUCCUGAAUACGAGUCCAUAUGCAUUGACCCAAACUCGGCUCAGACCAUCAGAUUUCAGUCAGAGAGCUCCAUACGAGCAACCAACAAAGGCAAAGAUGAAACCCCGACUGAGGCCAUCUACGCCCAGGUGACCAAGCGGGCUAAAAAGAGUGAGAUAAAAGUUUCUAUGAAACCUGAGAUCCCGGUCCUUCAUAUAGGAUCAAACAAACAACCUCUUAAACCGGACACCGAAGAAAGCAAUGCUGACCACUGCCAAUCCGGUGAGUUUGUGUUUUCAGAAAUCAUGCCCAAAAAUGGUCUCCUGCACAACCAAACACUCGCAUGUGAUAAAGAGGAGGAGGAGAGUACAGAUGGUCCCGCCUUACCUGCCAGAGGAGAGCAAACAGAUCUCGAAGAGUCUACCCAGAGUGUGAAAGAAUCCAACACUGUGCUUCAGCAAGAGAACAAAUCAAUUAUUACAAAUGACACAGCUGUUAAAUGGAAUGGUGAGUUAGUGAAAGAAGACGUACAAGCAAGCAGCCCAGAGAGAGGAGAUCAAUCAAAGACAGACACCUCGUCAUAUGAAGCUGAUAAAGUUUCUGCAGCGGACUCUGGACACUUCACAGCAGCUGAUUUGGAGAAAUCUCUAAAUAAUGAUGAGACACAAAGAGAAAAUUUAAUUCAACACAAUGACACAGGGCGAGAAAAACACUGUCACAUUGCAGAAAAGGCACCCACACCUGCUGCUACUCCAACUACUCCAGACUGGGACCCGUCCACUGAUGUCUCACUCAUCACCCCCUCCGACUCGGUUCUGUCACCAAUGACUUCCAACUCAGCCGACUGUCUCACACCUAGUGACUCAUGGACAAGCGGUGGAGGAGGAGUGGGAAGCAGCGGGUGGCGAGCUUUGGGAAAUGAAACACCACACAGAGACUCUGCCUAUUUCUCAGACAGUGAGUGGGAGGGUGACGGGAUGAGCAGGAGGGGCAGCGAUGGACUCAUUGCCUCCAGGCCGAGCAGCGGCCGAGGAGGGGAUCGAGGAACGCUGAUGGGGAUCGAGGAAAAAACCGAGGAGGAGGGAGAGAUGGGAGAAAAGAGCCCCUUAAAGAAUAGCAUACAGACAAAUGAAAGUGGACAAAAUAUUGAGAUGUGUGACAAAACAAGAACUGUAUCUCAACACGCUCUAGAAGAUGCCGUCUCUAACUUAAGUGAUGACAAAGAUAUUUUAAACAAAGGGCUGGAGUCAACACACAGAGACGAUUCUGGCAUUUUCCAAAACGAGAGCAAAAAGUCAACUCUGUGCGAUGAUCCGCAGGCCAAGGAAUGUGUUGACUUGAUUGAUAAGUUAUUCUCAAAAUUAGAUGAUGAGCCACUGAAAGGGCUCCCUCACAGCGGUGGGUAUCCGAUAGACAACCAUUACACAGAUGGCAUCAUCUCUCAGAUAACAGAUUGCAAAUACCAGGACUCUGCAGAGAACGAUUUAAAUCUACAUUCCAAGAGCUUCGCAGAGACAAAUAUUUUGAUUGAGUCUGUAUCUGGCAGCCAGUCAAAGGAAUGCAUGCUGAGGCCCAGCAACAAAGAUUACAAAAGUGUUACAGAGACGGAUAUUGAUCUCUCUUCACUGAACUCCCUCAAAUGUGGAAAUGACACCGUGGAAUGUGUAACAGCAUCCCAGGUUGACAACAGAGAGUCAACAUUAUCUAAACUGUACGGCAUUCAACCCGGUGACGCCACACACGGCGGUGAAAUCCCGUCAGUAGUGGAGCCAAGUGAUGACAGGAAGUCUGUCCAUGAUAAAGUGAGCGGGCUGUCGUGUCCUUCUUGGGCAGAGGAGUGUGCACAAGAGGCUGAAGAAAGGCCGGGUCUGGACCACAACGAGCUGGGCCUCAGAAACCUGCGCUUCUCAGACGGCAGCGAGGACCACAAGGUCACAACAGAGACGGAGAAACAGCUGGCAGCCGCAGAGCUGAGCAACGCCAUGAAGGAAAAGUCUCCCCUGAGAGGAGCAGCAAGUCAGAUGAACGCUGCUAACAAUGUGAGAGACUCCUGCGAGGGCCUGGAUGUGAAAGAAUUAUGGAGCACUCUGGAGGGUGACGAGCAGCGAGCAGGAUCUGCUGUGGUUAGGGGCGAGUUUGACUGCCACCGUUUUUCACAGUCAAGAGACUUGCGCUUGUGGCCUGAUGAGAACGACCAGUGGGCCUCUCCAGAGAGGAGGAGCCAGGAUAUUGAACUGAGAUCUGAAUUUUUCUCUGGGUUCAGUAAUAAGGCCUGGGAGGUCGGGGAGAGGCUCGUUGUGGGUCAGGAGUUUUGGGAGACGGAAGAAAACGAUGAACUCGCAGGAAGUGAACCUCACCCUGCGGUCUUGGAGGGCUGCGAAGAAACCUGGAACGAUGAAACACAAGGAAUCGCCGGUACUCUCGCCUUGAAGGAACGGUGGGACUCUGCAGGGAGUGACGAGCAGCAGGCUGUCCAAGUAGUAGACGUACAACAGGAGGAAAAUAUUGAGAACCUGGGAGAAAUUGGCAGUUUUAACAAAGACCUGAAAAGAGAAACAGCAGAUAUUGAAGUAGAGAAUAUAGAAAUCCCAGAACAGGAGUCAUUGGAGCAAGCACAGAGGCUGAUUUCAUCAUGCACAGAGACAGACGAGGACAGGGAAGGUCUGCUAGACUCCACAGGGACAGAGGAAAAUCAAAAUUUUAACAGAUGGCCUCAGAAUCACCUCUGCGAGAUCCAAAAAGAGGGGCAGGCAUCAGCCGAGCACGGUGAGAAAGAAACUGGCUCUAAUUUAGAGAACUGCUUCAGUCACACUUUAGAGAGCUCGCACAUAUCCAUCUGCAUCACAGAAGCUCCUCAUGAGAGCUUUUCAGACUCGGAAAAUGUAGAAUCAGGCGCAGAAACAGAGACUGAAAUGAGACCCUGGCUUGCUAGGGAAUGUAUAGAGGGGAGAGUAAGCAUUAGGGAUGAAGAAGUUGAUUACAGAGACUUGCCUCUUCCACCACAUCCCAUGUCCGGUGACCUUGAUUCUCAGGACGAGAUAGAUCCACAGGUAGACAAUUUCAGCUCAGUGGAUUUUCCAAGCCCUCCACCCAGCAUAGACCUUGAUGUGCAAGAUGAUAAAUUGGAGAGUUUAGACGACUCUUUUCCGAGUCCACCGCCAUCUGUUGUAGAGGCAGAGGAGUUUAUUAGUCACAUUAAUCUAGACGACUUUAUUGCAAGCGCUGAGACAGAGCCGUAUAUUUCCCCAACUCACAACGCAGAUGUCUCAGAGCCACCGCUGCAAGAAUCAACACCUGCUACAACUCAGAGUAAAGGGAUCUCUGCCAAUCUGAACCUCCCCUCUGUGCACAUAACACUCACCGACGAGAGUGACCUCACAGCCAGCAUAGAAAUACAAGAUGAGGAUAGUAAUCUGUUCCAGAAAACAUCAUCCGCCACCCCAUCUUCACCCCAAGUUCCCCUCAACAAUCUCCCAGAAUUACUGAUUUCUGAGUGGAAAGAUUUGGAUGAGGAGCCCCUGGAGGAUUUUGAGAAACUGGAACAACUGUGCUGCAUAUCAGGGGAUGAAGAGGACUCUCUGGGCGACCUUUUCCUUGGGAACCUGGAGCUGCUGGAGUCUUUGAAGAAAACACCUGAGCAGAAGGGCAGCAGUGUCGGUGAAAGUGAUACAGGUGAGGAGACACGUGGCUCCUCCGCUCCUGAGGGCAGCAGGUUGGAGUUAAAGCAGGACUCUGAUGGCUCUGAAAGGCCGGCAGAGUCCGAACCACAUCUGAUCCUCGAUUAUGAAGAUGAGAAGAAUGACGAGGAGAGAUCCCCAAGCCAAAAAUCUGACGUCAAAGACCAGGGAUCUCUCUCUAAGAUGACAACAAAGAAUGGCCUCAUGAUGCAGGUGUGUGAGGAGAGGCUGCAGUUCUCCCUCAGUGAAAAUGUGAAAACCAAUGUGCUCUGGGGGUCGACUGUUAAGGACACGGUGACGCUGCGGCCCUGGGGAGAGCAAAUCACAGAGAACAGCAGCGAGCUGGUCACUGUGGAGGAACACAAAGAGGAUGAAAGGCAUGAGGAGCAGGAAAGCUCCCCCAGCGUUCAGCCCCUCACUGAGUCUGAUGAAACUAAAGCGGAGCCGCUCACUGUGAUUGAACAACCUGAGGUCACGACCCCUCAGCUGACCGCGAACCAGGCCAUGAAAGCCAAACUGGCCCGUCUGUCCCUCGCCCUCCCUCCUCUUGCUCUGACUCUCCCCCUCACCCCCACUGGUAAAGGAGGAUUCGGGGACGGUGCAAUUGGAAACCGCAUUGGAAGACGGAGAGGACUGUCCUCGGGGAGCGACCCUGACGACGAGGAGGAGGACGAGCAGGAGGACGAAAGCUCCCGGAGGGUGAUCGUUGUCACGGAGACAGACGUGGACAAGCGUGUCGGGCUGAGGAGUCUGCUGAAAUCACCCAAGGAGCCGAUGGACAGAGAGAAGGACAGAGGGAGGAAUGUGUCCUUUUUUGAUGAUGUCACAAUCUAUCUUUUUGAUCAGGAGACUCCAACCAACGAGUUGAGCAAUUCAGCGCCCACAAGUCCAGCCCCAGUGUCCGUCAAAAACACCAAGCUGGAUCUGCGCGGGUCAAACAUCAAGAGCAAAGAAUCAAAAAGGAAAGAUGAUUUAUCAAUCAAACCGAGGUCGCCAGUGGGGGCCAAACCAGUGACAUCAUCUCGCUUCACUGUCAGCCCAGCCAACGACCCCCACUUGGUGUGAUGUUACACGUCAGCGUGGGAACCUUUAGAGCUGAACCCUCUCGGACUGGCCACUGAAUUAACCCCCCGACAACCAGCCAUUCACCCAGAGGCUAUUUUUUUAUUGAAGAGGCAACUGAAAGAAUGAUGAGACUCCCGUUCUAAAGCUGGACACAUUCCAGGUUUUACCAGCGACAGGAUUUUGUAUGACAGGCGUUGUGCUCCUGCCUGCCACUAUUUACAGAGUUUAUUCAUAGCCUUCAGCUACAAAAAGUCUUUGAACAAGGCAGCAUAUGUUAGGAGAAGAGGAGCCUGGAGCUUUGUAAAAUCUGAACCAGAUUUGACAGCUAUGCAGUGGGAGUCUUGCUGUGUACCAGCUUACCUUCUCUUUUUCUUCUUCAUUCUGUUGUAUUAUUCCCCAGAUGUGCGGGGAAUGCACUUUCUUUAGUCAUUCAUCCGUCUAUGUAAGCGCUUGGAUCCCAGUCCUCUCUUUAUUAAGGAAGUUUUUCAUUGCAGUCAGUUGUUCUUGUAGGCAGCAGUUUGGAGCAGAACUCGAUGACUCCUGUAUUUGAGAAUACUCGUUAACAUUUGUACAAAUAUCAUAAUACAAGUGAAUACAAUAUCAUUUUAGAGCUGUUUACUUUUAGAUGUAUUCUUAGACUGCACGAAAAAUGAAACAAGCUAUGCUUCUUUAAAACUUUUAGUUCUAGAUUAUUUCUCUUAUCCGGUUAAUUUAUAUUAAAUAUAUAUUUAUUAUAUUGUUUUAUUUCUUUAUGUAAAGCCAGUUUCCAUGCAAUAUUUUAUUUAUUUAAUUAUUUAUUUUUCCUUAUUUAUAAAUCAGGUUAUUUAUUUGCUUUUCUGCAAUUAACAUAUAUUAACUUAGCUAUAAUUUGUUUGGGACAGAAUGCAUCUAGGUUAUACCUUCUCUAAGAUCUUCAUAACAAAUAAAUCAAAAUAUUUUCCCAAACGUCUUAAUUGCUAAAAAAAACAAGAAGUAUUUUGUAUAAUUUUACUUGUUAAUAUAUGCCAAUCUGUAUGGAACUAUGUCCUGUAAUGUGUCAUUAUUUUUCCAAUGUCUAUGAAUUCUUAGCUGUCUUGUCAUUAUUUUACUUUGUUUAAUGACCGUUAAUGUAGCUUAGCAUGAAAAAUCGAAGCCUCUCAUCAGUAAAUAACUCCAUUUGUUUGUAUAUCUGUUAAUUUACCCAUUUUCUACUAAUAACAGUUCAUCCUGCAGUUGAGGUCCAACUAGUCCAUUCGUUUAGUCUGUUUAAAUGUUGGUUUAAAACCUGUAUUGUUUAAAGAAUGGUUUUCAAGGGGUAAUGUAUAAACAAGGGGAAAUAAAAACUACAAAAUGUGAACCUCUUAUUGAACUGUUUCAUGACAAUAAAUCGUAUUGUUUUGUAA
Molecule: messenger RNA, 9765 nt
Organism: Centropristis striata (black sea bass)
Lineage: Eukaryota; Metazoa; Chordata; Actinopteri; Perciformes; Serranidae
Gene: lmtk3
Product: lemur tyrosine kinase 3
Exons: 16
Coding region: 119-8383 (2754 amino acids)
Biological process (GO): protein phosphorylation
Molecular function (GO): ATP binding; protein kinase activity
Source: RefSeq, a predicted model, not a curated record